UUAUCCGUCAGAAAGUCUGUCAAAAACUUCAAGUGGAACGAAGAUCAAUAAUUUUCGCGAUGAACGCAGAACGAAUCCGAGCUUUGAAGGAGUAUCAGAAGAUACUGGACGAGCUGAGGACCACGUUCAUGGAAAGAUGGAAGGUGCACAAGGUGGACAAAGUCACCCUCGACGAUUUCGAACGGUUUCGUACGAUCGGGACCGGCGCGUUUGGACGAGUGAUACUCGUGAAAUACAAACCGACCUCCCUCUACUUCGCCAUGAAGAUACUGGACAAGGCGAAAAUCGUGAAGAUGAAGCAGGUGGAUCACACCUUCAACGAGAAACGGAUACUCCAAUGCGUGAGGUUCCCGUUCGUCGUCUACAUGGAGUACUGUUUCAAGGACAACUCGUACGUCUACAUGGUGCUGCCGUUCAUAAACGGAGGCGAGAUGUUCACGCACCUUAGGCGAAUGGGGAAGUUCGACGAGUCACUGGCGCGAUUCUACGCCGCCCAGGUAGCGUUGGCCCUGGAGUAUCUGCAUCAUUGCAGCCUGGUCUACCGGGACCUGAAGCCCGAGAACAUCCUGAUCCAAUACACCGGUUACAUUCGAAUGACGGACUUUGGGUUCUGCAAGAUGAUCGACGGGAGAACCUGGACGCUGUGCGGCACGCCAGAGUACCUAGCGCCGGAAGUGAUUCUGUCGAAGGGCUACGGGAAGUCCGUCGACUGGUGGAGCUUCGGAGUACUGAUCUACGAGAUGAACGCCGGCUAUCCGCCGUUUUACUCGCGGGACCCGAUGAAGAUAUACGAGAAAAUCGUCGCUGGCAAGUACAAGUUCGCCCACCAUUUUGGCGAGGAGCUCAGAGACAUACUGAAGAACAUUCUGCAGGUGGACCUAACCAGACGGUACGGUAACCUCAAGAACGGCACUCUGGACAUCAAAGGGCACAGAUGGUUCGAAUCUAUCGACUGGAACAAGAUUUACCACCAAAAGAUCCAGCCCAGCUUUAUACCGCAUUGCUCGGCGCCCGAGGACACGAGCAACUUCGAUCACUACGAAGAAAUCCCGCUGAAGAUCGCCAACAUCGAUCGCUAUCACAAAGAGUUCGCGAACUUUUAG
Molecule: messenger RNA, 1103 nt
Organism: Colletes gigas
Lineage: Eukaryota; Metazoa; Arthropoda; Insecta; Hymenoptera; Colletidae
Product: cAMP-dependent protein kinase catalytic subunit 1-like
Exons: 1
Coding region: 60-1103 (347 amino acids)
Biological process (GO): peptidyl-serine phosphorylation
Cellular component (GO): nucleus; cAMP-dependent protein kinase complex
Molecular function (GO): cAMP-dependent protein kinase activity; ATP binding
Source: RefSeq, a predicted model, not a curated record